GUCGGAAAAACUGGGUUCAUAUUUCAGUCUCUACGAAAAGUUUUCCUAUCUCUGUAUCGGGCAGACUGGGGUGAUAUGUUAAACUCUGAGGGGAGUGUGGCUUGGGCCAAAUGCGUAAGUGUUGCGCUACGGAAACCACUGAUAGUGGGGUAACCCAGGCGGGGUAUUGGCGUAAACCCCUUCGAGCUUACGCCAGUCCCACUCUAUUGGAUACUCUCAGCACAAAAAGAAUACGGCUUAUUAUCGCACGCCUUGAUGUUGACAAAUAUAUGCUUACAUCUGGGUCUAAGCUCGAAGGUUGAUAAAAGGUUCCGGAAG
Babjeviella inositovora NRRL Y-12698 is the source of this 318-nucleotide messenger RNA. RefSeq lists its product as uncharacterized. The transcript has a single exon. The record is from RefSeq and is a predicted model, not a curated record. The coding region runs from base 111 to 302 and encodes 63 amino acids. Lineage: Eukaryota; Fungi; Ascomycota; Pichiomycetes; Serinales.